Molecule: messenger RNA, 9077 nt
Organism: Cydia pomonella (codling moth)
Lineage: Eukaryota; Metazoa; Arthropoda; Insecta; Lepidoptera; Tortricidae
Product: protein toll-like
Exons: 9
Coding region: 921-3890 (989 amino acids)
Biological process (GO): immune response; toll-like receptor signaling pathway
Cellular component (GO): membrane
Molecular function (GO): protein binding; transmembrane signaling receptor activity
Source: RefSeq, a predicted model, not a curated record
CUUUUUUAUUGUGUUAAUAACAUACUAAAAAUCAUGGAAAAUGGAAAAUAUUUAGAAGUGGAAAAACGUAUCUUUUUGUAUGGACGAUCACGUGGUAUACUUAACCCUCAUAAGAAGUAACUCUUACGGUAGAUGUUGCUUGGCGGAUUGCGCCUAAGGCCUAUAUGAAGAAAAUGAUGGAAAUUCUUAUUAGACGGUGAAUGCUGUCAUGGGGUAAAUCUCGGUAGCUCAGUUGUUAGAGCAAAGGCUGGAAGUUAGUAUCCCGGAGUCGUGAAAACGGUGUAUUUUUUUUUAACUUAAAACCUUUAUUUGUAAACUCAUUCAUUUUAUUAAGGAACUAGUGACCCGCCCCGGCUACGCACGGUUUACAAAAAACCCCUAACCAAUUGCAUACCUAAACCUUUCUCUAGAAUCACUCUAUUGAUAGGUGAAAACCGUAUGAAAAUCCGUUAAGUAGUUUUUGAGUUUAUUGCGAACAUACAUACGUACAAACAGACCGACGCGGCGGGGGCUUGGUAUUUUUAUAAGGUGUUGAUAGUGAUGUGAAUCUUACCAGAAUAAAUCAUGUGUCAAAGAAUGUGGAAUCUUUAAUGUAAGUAUUUAAACUUCAUAGUCUUCUUUCAUUUUAGUAAUGUAACUAGUAUGCCCAAGUAUCAAAUUCCUUUGACUCUUGUAAGGUGCGCUCCGGCUUAACCCGAUUGGUGACAUUGACAUUAUAAUCAGUAUUAUUGCAAGAUCUGUAGGGGCUAGUCGCUGCCGCUCUGUUAAGUGAAACCGCAAACAAACUAUAAUCAACGCGACUUCAACAGGAAAACGUGCAAUUUUAUUAUAUAUAUUUCUAUACAACUAUAAUUAUUACUAUAAUGUGACACUAUAAAUGUGAUUAUUAUCGAUGCCAUGUUUGAUCUGUGUGCAUCGCGAUGAAAAACUUAUGGAACAAGCUGCUAGUCCAGGUAGUGGUGCUAGUAUACUUGGCAAGAACGUCUGAAUCGGAGACUGUGCUGAUGCACCCAAAGUGCAAGACUACCGCCAACUGCCGAGAACGCCCAAAUCAAUCUGGGACAACAUUUUAUUACUAUGUCAAAGGAUCAAGAGGACAUAACGCCGAGCAGCAAGUAAAAGUGGAAAUGAAGAAAAAUGCAUUGUCGUUAUGUUGCAACUGCCGUCCUGGUGAUCACGAGCUGGCGAUCGACGAUCCUGCUUUGCCGGCAAUGCCGCGGCCCACAGACAUAAAAACCUUAGAAAUUGUCGGUUGUUUAGUUCCAAACGUAUCGUACAACGAUGCAAUAGGAGCACUUAACAUAAAAUUUUCAUGUAACGAUUGUGUUCUAACAUUGUCUGACUUACCUGCGGAACCACGCCUAGAAGGCUACCAUCUGAAAGGAUUGGUAAUAAAUAAGCUUACAAUAACUGCUUUAUCCGAAAAACCAGCCACGCGCCCUAAGAAGGAUUUCCUAAAUGGAUUGAAAGAAUUGAAAAAUCUAGAGCUUGAAGGCGUGGAACUUGAGGAGGAGAUUCAAACACUUCUACCAAAAUCACUUGAAACACUAUUGCUGUUUAACACCCACCUGCUGCUGCCGCCCGUAAAUGCAACGGAAACGCAAUACAAUCAAAGUCACUGGCUGCAGCGGCUGCCAACUUUGAAGUAUCUUAGACUAGUCGAAAAAAACACAAGGGUACUGAAAAGACCUGUGGUACUGCCACCACUGGCCUCUUUUCCCAAACUAACUACCUUGUUAUUGAAGGAUAUUCUGCUAGCACCAAUGCCUGAUAAUGUAAACUGGCUGAAAGACUCGCAUCUGCAAAAUCUCAUAAUUAUGGAUUGUGGACUAGAAAAGCUACCGCAUGAUUUCUUCAAAGGUGCCAAUAUAACUAGAAUUUACCUUAAGAACACAACAUUGGGAUCAUUGCCAGAUGACGUGUUUGCUCCUCUAGAAACAAGUUUACAUGAAUUAGACCUUUCACACAACCAGCUGAAAGGACGAGACCUGGUGCGCGCCGUACAGUCGCUGAACCAGCUUAAGAUUCUGAAGGUCAACAACAACCCUCUGGGCUCGCUGUGUGGAUCUGGCCAGUAUUAUUAUAAGGUUGAAUCCGGGUUGCCAAAGAAUCUGCGACGCUUGGAACUGCGCAACACUAAUGCGACGCGCAUUUGCAGUGAUUGGACCGAGAAUGAAUAUCUCACUGAAAUAUUUCUGGACAAGAAUAACAUCAAAUUUUUAUGGUACAGUAAUUUGAAAAUGAAACGUGCUGAAAAUAAGCCAGUAAUUCUUAGUAUGAAAAAUAAUGGCAAUAACAACAACCCAUUGAAAAUUUUCAUCAACAAAAGCGACUUCAACGAAUGUCGAAACGAAAGUUUAUCUCAAAAUGGUGGAACUCGUAAGCGCGUACAAGUCAAACUAAUAUUGAACUCGUUGGCAUGCGACUGUAAUGCGUACUGGCUUCGGGAGUUGCUGCGCAGUUGCUCGUUAUUUACGCCAGAGGAGCCUAAUCGUGUAAAUUGCACGACGCCAUCUGGAGUAGCAGUGCUACUUGCCCACGACCGUGGACGCUUGACUUGCUCGUACAAUGGUCCCUGCCCUAAAGGAUGUUCGUGCGCAAAACGGCAGCCCGACAAUGCUACGGUGGUGCGGUGUGCGGGUCCGCUGCCGCUGGUUCCAAGCUGGCCGCCGGCUGCACCUGGCUACCCGGUAGCGCUGCACGUUGCGCCCGGGACGCUGGCUGCCGUGCCGCGCCUCAAUCUCCUAGAACUGCAUGCCCCUAAUAACAAAAUAACCAACAUUGAUAAAGAGGACAUACCUGAUACCUUGCGUAUCCUCGACGUGCGCAACAACAGCAUCGCGCACAUCACAUCGAGCGCAGCCGAGAAACUCCUGAGCCUCAGUAAAAAUGUCGACUACAAGGUGUUGCUCGGCGGCAACCCGCUUGCCUGUGAGUGCGAAGACGAAUACGCGAUUGCGACGCUUCAACGUGCUAAGAUAACGGAUUGGAAUACGACCCAGUGUGUUGACCGUUACUAUGUUAUCGAUAAGAGGAAACUAUGUAAUGAUGAAAUGCUUCCGACAUUGCUGGGAGUCAUAGGCGCUUUGUUUAUUCUGACAUUAGCAGCACUAUCUUUUCUCUGUUUACGGCCGCGCAUUAAUCAGUUCCUCUUUAACCAUGGUAUGUGCUUAAAAUAUGUACUGAACGUUAAAGAUGACGCUGAGGAUCCUAUAAAAACACACGACGUGUUCAUAUCGUAUUCUCAUAAAGAUUUGGAGUUCGCCAAAAAAUUGAUUGAAAAACUUGAGAGCUACGGCAACACUACCAUAGAACACUGCCGUGAUUGGCUUCCAGGAGAAUCAGUAAUUCAGCAGAUUACUGACUCCGUAAUGAGCGCAAGGCGAACUCUGCUGCUUGUGUCCGAUAACUAUGCUGAAUCUAAGUGGGCUUUAGAAGAAUUCCAUGCCGCUCAUGCACAUGCUAUGGAGCACGGCUCAGCUCGAGUGAUAGUAGUACUAUGUGAUUUACAAUCGGUUAAGAAAUUACCGGAAGAACUUCAACUUUAUCUUAAACAUAACACGUACCUUGACUGGAGCGAUCGUUACUUCUGGGAUAAGCUGUGUCGAGUCAUGCCCCAGCCACGGGUUGUCCCGCCGCCUGUUAUAGAGCAAUCAUUACAUGAUAAAGCAGUUCGACCUUCUGUUAAAGGGCAAGAAAUUAUUGCCGCUCCUGCCUUGUUGUUAUCACGGUUAUCUUUGGAUAAAGACCUGCCACUAUCUAAGCUGGUACUAGUCGCACCCGUACAGAAAUCUCACGAUGGCCCGCAUGAGUCGUCAGAGGAGGCUUCGCCAGUUACCCCAGUGGUAACAGAGCCCCCACCACUUGGUAUCAAUCACAGACAUCGGUAGUGUCAAUAUAUUAUAUUAACUCUUCCGUAGAAUAUUCAAUAGGGCUUACCAGCGACUCAGCUUGUUAGCAAAACCAUUCCCCAACUUAGGUAAUUAUUAUCUCGGAACGAUAGAAAGUAAUUAGUAACAUUUAGUUUCCAUUAUGAUUAUAUAAAAUUUUAAAGUAAAUUUCGUAAGGCAUUAAGUAGUUAAUUUGUAGAUAAGACUUACCUAUAAACCGACGGAGUUGGAGCGUACCUGACUGAAGUCUCAUCUCUCCUGGCGACCUUAGGCAUACUCGUAUCUAUCUUUAAAUGCCUUUGAUUUGAAUACCUAUGUGUUAAGGUUAACUCUAGCUUCGAUUAUCAUAAUUUAUAGAUUAGUUUCUAGAUAAUUCCUUUCUUUCUUUAAACAGGUAUGCCAUUCAAAAUGAGCAGCCUAAGAUAUCGAUUCUAUGGUUAAAAUCUCAAUUUAACUUAUUGUUGUAAUAUAACAAGUGCGAGCAAGAUGCCAUAAAUGAUUUUGCGCAAACGAUCGUUUCAUAUCAAGGUCUGGUUUUGACACAGAUUGCAUACAUAUAUUAAUAUCUGAAUAAAAAGAGAGAGUAAAAAUUCAGGACUUGGCGUUCCAAUUAGCAGAACAGCGAAGCAACGCUGCGAGUGUGAUGGGGACUUUUGGACAAGGCAUGUCACAGGACGGGCUUUAGUUAGGUUAGUUAAAUAAUUUUAAGUUUGUGUUUGUAUAGUGGUGCUUUUUUUUUUCUUGUAAUAGUAGAGUUUUAUUUAAGUUGUUUUUGUAAUGAUUGCUAUUGAUUAUGUGUGAUUUAAUUUGUUCUAAUUAAAUGCCUAUUCACUUUAGAAAUUAAUUUAAAAACAUUGACAUUAAAAUUAGCAGAAUGUUUAAAGUGCCCAAUUCUACUGCAGUCCUUACAUAUAGGAAUGUGAAUAACUGAGAUAUUUACGAUGUUUUCGACACCCACGACGAUUUUUGAGCAGGUCAAGAGUUAUCUAUAAAACUACAAUAGCUUGGCUGUUAGGUUUACUACUACUGUGUAGGUACAGAACAUGAGAUGCGAGAUUUAUGUGGUCAUUGUUCUCUUUACACGGGUAAAAGUUAUCAUUUAAGUAAUUAAAGUAAUUGAUUAAUCAAAUGAGAUGUUUAUGUGGGGUUUUGUCUUAUUACCUAGUUCAUGAGGAUUUCCCUUAAUCAUUAUCUCCGAGUAACAAUAGUUCGUGGAAACAAUAGUAAUUUUCUAAAUUAGCGUCAUGGGAUUUGUGGGUUUAAUGAUAAUGAUAGCAAGCGUUGGGGUAAUAAGAUCUUUCCUCGUUGUUUUUAUUACAAAGUUUCAAAAUUAAUUGUUAAUACCCGGGCAAUAAAAUAUAAUGCGUAAUAAAAAUAAGUUUAGUAGGGUCUUUGUCAUGAAUGUUCCAUUUAUUUUUAUCGGAGUAGGCAUAACUUGCGCCGGCGAGGUGUUAUCAUACGACCCUAGUAUGCGAAAUAACCAACGGUUCGGUCACAAGGACACGAAUCCGCGCGCUACGGCGGUGUGCAAAUGAGACAUCGAUAUAAAUAUGUAUAGCGCUGUCUCGCUCAUACAGCGGAUCCGCGUCCGAGUCACCGAAGCAUAAGGCAGUUGUCCAUGCGGCGACUAAAAAACAACUGGUGGCGUUAGACCAUUUUCUGUAAACUCCUUUUACUCCUAUUCACAAUUAGAAAGACUAAUUUAAGUUUCCGAGCGUAUGAUUAUGUUUAAAUAAGUUGCAUUUAUAAAUCGUUGAUGAUAGGAUAGGAUCGUUGAUGGCCUUCGAAGAAAAAAACGCGCUCAUCACUAAUCGUUGCCGAUCGGACACCUGCCUAAACCACCGACAGAUCUCAAAAGAGGUUAUUAACCAAUAGCCCUCAUUACAAGCCGUCGUCCAAAACACGUAACUCAAUUAUUUGAAGUAUUUGUUUGGACGACCGGUCUGGCCUAGUGGGUAGCGACCCUGCCUAUGAAGCCGAUGGUCUCAGCUUCAAAUCCUGGUAAGGGCAUUUAUUCGUGUGAUGAGCAUAGAUAUUUGUUCCUGAGCCAUGGAUGUUUUCUAUGUAUUUAAUAAUACUAUAAAUAUGUUUAUUUUAUAAUAUAUCGUUUUCUGAAUACCCGCAACACAAGCUUUAUUGAGCUUACCGUAGGACUUAGUCAAUUUGUGUAAUAAUGUCCUAUAAUAUUUAUUUAUUUAUUUAUUUGUGUGUUUCUAUUAAUAAUGAUGGUAUCAUCGUCCUGUCCACACUGUUACCUGACAAUACAGCUUCUUAAUAUACUUAAUAAUUAUCUCAUUGUCAAUACAUAAAAGUCUACCUGGUCAAUUGGUCAGUUAAGAAGUGUUACUAUUAGCAAAGAUACAUUGAUUGAGAAUGUAUGAUGCGUAAAAUCGAAGACAAUUUCGUGCUUCGAAUUUGACAGGUAAACCAGAUGACGCUGUACAGUAGGGUUAAGAUGGUCGGCUCUUUGUCACUUGUCACCAUGACUGUCACUUUCUAACAAGUAUGUCAGCGCAAAAGUGACGGGCAUAGUGAAAAGUGAUAAAAAUGGAACCAUGCUGCUACCGCAGCUCCAUACAUUCCGCGGAAACGUAACUCUGAUUGUCAAAAGUUGACAUUUGACAGUUCAGUGACCACAAAACAUACAACGCAUUACAGCGCCAUCUGUUUUGUAUGUAAAAAUAGGGAGCACGUUUUGUUUUUAGACCUGACCUCUCUAUUACAAUAAUUUAUCUUUGCUAUUAAUACUAAAAUUAAUACAACUAAAAUUUUAAGGACAAUUCCUUUUUAUGCAUAUUCGGCCCAGUAAGUUUAGCUUAGAUUAUCCUAAUAAUAAUAGUACAAUGUAGUCGUCACGUAAGAAAAGAUUUAUUUUUAUUUUAUAGUUCAACACAAAUCGUUGUGAUACUUAUAUGCGAUAUCACUAUUGGGGGGCGAUUUUUGAAUUUCGAGCGCUCGAUUUCGUCACUCAAAAAUCUGUAGAAAACGGCGACAUGAUAUUUUUGAAGUAGAAGCGAUAGAAAUUGGGAAUCCAGUGGAAUUUACCACUCGUUUUCUAUUCUAUUAGUAGAAUUUAAAUGCCUAGUAGUGGAGAUAUUAUUAAAGGGAGAACACGAAAUCGAUAGAUCGAAAUCCAAAAAUCGGCCCCCUGGUCUCGCUCAAAAACUGAGUGAAAAAAACCUUUGUGCAUCACGAUGUUUGUACGUUACUCAUUGUUAAUGUUGUCCUUCGAUAAAUCCACAUUUCAAUAACCUUAGUUUGUUGACUAAAUUAUUUUUCAAGGACCAGCUUUCGGAACCAUACAUAAGAAUUGGGACGAUGUAACAUUUAACUAUUCGUCACCCCAGUUUUAUUUAUUUAAGUAUUUAUAUAUUUUACUUUAUUUAGUUAUAUAUUUAUUAUAUAUAUAUCUAUUUAUCAUGUUAAUAUGUAGGUGUAUUUAUUUACUUGUAAAAAACCCUGUCAGCAAAAAUGAUGUUCAUGUUUACAUGAUAAUAAAUGAUUGUCACAAUUUGAUUUUAAUGUCAAUGUGUUUAGCGUACUCACUGUCUGCAUAAUACUAGUAGGUAUUUUACAAUAUUUGUUGUGGUUUAUCAUAAAAAGUACCUCUAAGAUUUUUUAAAAUUAGAUUUAUACUUUAAUGUACGUAGUAUAAGCUUUAAAUAUUCUUCUAAAGUGCCAUUGCCGAAUUAGCAAUCUUGUGAGAGUGUUCAUGUUUUGUUUCAUUUAGCGUCUUUACUCGUAGCCCUUCAAUUCACGUUUAUUUCUGUUCUAAGGUAAUUUUUUCAUUCCCUUGUAAUUGUGGUUUUGUUUCAUUCCUCUUGUCGAUCUUUCAAUUCCCUGAUAGCUAAAAUGUAAAUUGAUAUAAUUAUGUAAUAAAUGGACCAAAAGUUAUACCUACUCGUUUGAUGGGCUUAUUAACAUCCAUAUUUUAUUAAAACUUGGCCAAUUUUUGUAUACAAAUAAAAAUAAUUUCUGGUACCCAGUACAAUAUAAUAAUACAUUUUAUUGUAGGGUCAUUCUUAGUUAAGAGGUAAUUGCUUGUAUAGUAAAUGCGGCACGACAUAAAUGUCUUGAUCUAAUUAUAAUUUAUUUUUAAUUGUUUAAUUUUUUUUUAAAACAACUCUUCUAUAUAUACCUGCAAGGUCACCAGUCAUAUUUUUAAUUUUUUUACUGAAAGGCUGUACUUUUUCUAUGUAAUUACAGAGAGUAGUCUCUCCCCUGGGCUAUAACCGCGCUAUAACCCCUGAUCUCUUAAAAAACAAGAAAAAAAUGAGAAUUUGACCAGCCACCGUACAGAUUCGAGCAAAUUAAAAUGUAAUGAUUCGUUUAAACCAGUAUUUAUAUCUCCAGUGAAUAUUUUUGAAAAUUAUGUGUCAGAGGAAAAACGCCAGGGGAGAGAAUUUUCAUGUGACAACUGAUAUAAUUGUAAAAUUAUUUAUUGUAAAUAAAUAAAAAAGUAUUAUUAUAAUCUAUGCGUACAUUAUUUUAAAAAUAUAAAUAAAACAAAGAAUUAAAAUAAAUCAUUUUCAAAUAAAACUGACCAGGGUAGAUACCAUUUUUAGUGAACAGUAUCGAUAAUUACAGAUGUCUUAAGCAAAAUGACUGGCAAUCAGAGCAAAAAGAUGAUCAUUGCUGGAUUGGCUGUUAGUUUAUAGUCAAAUGCAUCGCGAUUAUGAUUAAAAUUGGCAUAUUAUAAAUCAUAAUUACAAUAUUUUAAGAAAAAGGAAUUUGUAUGUUUGAAGCGCCAUUGUAAAAAAACUAAAUUGAUUAAUGGAUUUAAAUUAACUGCCCAUGAAGUAAAUGCAAUCGAUUAAGGGAUACUAACUUUUUUUUUAAAACAAAAGUAUGAAUAUGUAUCAUAGACAUCGUUAAUACCUCUUAACUGAGAAUCAUCCUAUACCAAAUUGCAGUUACAAACCUUUAUGUUAAUUUGUCAUUUGAUCAUUUCAUUUCCUAAGUGUUGGUUUUUAGUUUUUUUCUUAUAAAGCUAUAUUUAAUUUUUUGGAGAACGGUUUUCUAAUUAUCAAGAAAUCUAAUAUAAAUAUAAAUACGGUAGGUAGACGGUUAUAUGAAAAAUGGCCUUCUGUUCAGUGUUUGUUCUCUUAAACCUAAAUGAACAAUUUAUGAUAUAGGUAUAAGUUUUAUUGUACCUAGGUAUGCAAAUCUAAUAAACGAUUCUUUUGA